Candidula unifasciata is the source of this 1201-nucleotide messenger RNA. The record is from the annotation of a GenBank genome assembly. NCBI's taxonomy places the organism in Eukaryota, Metazoa, Mollusca, Gastropoda, Stylommatophora, Geomitridae.
AUGUCGCAUCAAGCGCCCGUAGAGGAUGAUGAUCAUCAGUCCAGGAAAAGUGUGCGUCAGCAAUCGAAUGCUGAUUCCACAGAAACUUCUACUGCCGCAGAAAGCAAUGACGAUGCACCUCCAUUCAGAAGCAUUGGAUCUGUACUGUCUCAAUACUUGAUCCACAGACUGUCAAAAGAGCAGCAUCUUAGCAAUGCUUCAGCAAGUUACAGUCUUUGUGACAAAGAUGUCAAUGACUCCAGCGUCAUCCAAGCUAAUGAGCUGCAGGCCACCGUAUCCACCAUGGUGAUGUACUACUCAUAUUUGUCCUCUGGACCAGGACUUGUGUCUGCACUGAUUAUCGGGGCAUACGCUGACGCCAUGGGCAGACGAUUUACUCUGCUUCUUCCAUUGUCUGGUAUGACAGCUAAGAUUCUGAUAAUUGUCAUUAUUAUGAAAUUUGAUCUGGACCUCCGGCUUUUGUACCUCGCCUUCGGUGUUGAUGGACUAACAGGAACCGGUUUUGUGGUCAUUAUCGCAAUGUGUACAAUCAUCGCAGACACCAACGCAACAAAAGUCGAUCGAAUCUUCUGGCUAACGUUAAUUAACGUCAUGGGCAGUAUCUUUGUAUCUGUGUCCAACAUCGUCUCCGGAAUUUGUAUUGAAGAAUUCGGUUACUUUCCAACGUCACUGUUUCUUACGGCAGCUUCAGCUUUGUGUUUCCUAAUUCCUUUCUUCUUUCUCGCAGAAACGAAACCUAACCAGUUGGUGCAAACUUUGAAUCUUUGUACAAACGUAAGAAGAGUUUUUGGGUUUUUCCUUUUUGAUGGAACUCUUCGGCAUAAGCUGACUUUUAUUGUAUCUAUAUCAAUGUUUUUCUUUGCUGUAAUAAACGAAUUUGGAGGUAUGACUAUAGACACGCUGUACCAGCUCCACAAACCUUUUUGUUGGAACUCAAAACUUAUAGGGUAUUACAGCGCCCUGAAAAGCGGCGGCGCUUAUUUCCUAGCCAUGUUUUUGCUAGCCGCCCUCAAGUCUCGUGUCAAGAUGGAGUAUGUUGGACUACUUGCUGCUGUCUCCCAAGGAGCGUCUUAUUGUUUGCAGGCUUUUGUCAAAACUACAUGGCAGUUCUUUUUGGUGCCCAUUGUUGCGGUCCCAGGCUGUCUGAUUACCUCAGUGAUCCGUGGUUUGAUGUCUUCUCUGGCGCGACCUGAGAGCCAAG